AUGUUUCAAGACGUCCAAUUCUCGGCCCCCUUCCUCCAGCUCUACAAAUCCCGACGCAGCAGCCUACGACCUCCCUCUGCCCCUGUUCCGCCCGGCGAUGGGCGAAUCGCCAUGGACGCGGCAACGGUGACCAGCUGCCAGGCGUCCGCCGACAGCGGCUCCAACAGCAACAACACAUCAUCGCUACGUCGAUCCAAGACAGGAAAAGAUGCAGCAGCAGCAGCAGCAUCACGACCACGACUACCACCAGCUGAGGCGGGCACGCGGCCAGCGGGCGACUCCCCGGCCAUCCAGCAGCUGCGCAAGGUGAUUCGCUACAAGUACCGUCACGUCGCGGCCUACCACACGCAGUCACAACCGACGUGUCUCAGCACCGACAGUGCUACCUCACCCAGCUUCCUGGGCUUUCGAAACCUGAUGGUCAUCGUUCUAGUGGUCGGAAACCUCCGUUUGAUGCUGGAGAACAUCCAAAAGUACGGCGUUCUGAUCUGCAUACGCUGCCAUGACUUCCGCCCACACGACGUGCUGCUGGGCCUCGUGCUGUCCCUGGCCAUCCCGCUCCACCUGCUGUUCGGCUACCUGAUCGAGCUGGCGGCCGCACGCCAGGCACAGCUGUGGCGGCAGCGACAAGCCAACAGCAAGCGGGCCAGGCUCGGCGGCCGCAGCCCAGACACGGGCACGUCCAGCCCAACCGAGGACGAGAGCCGUCGGUUCCGGGCGAUGUGGCACAUGGUGGCAUGGCUGCACGCAAUCAACGUGACGCUCGCGCUGGCGGUAGCCUCGUACGUGGUGUACUUCCAUAUCCACCACCCGCUGAUCGGCACGCUGGCUGAGGUGCACGCGCUGGUGGUGUGGCUCAAGACGGCGUCGUACGCCUUCACGAACCGCGACCUGCGACACGCAUACCUACACCCGGCCCGCGGCGAGCGCGAACAGCUACCAGCGCUCUACGCGGCCUGUCCGUACCCACAGAACAUCACGAUGGGCAACCUGGUGUACUUUUGGUGCGCGCCGACGUUGGUGUACCAGCCGAUAUACCCGCGCACCCCAGAGAUUCGGUGGGUGUUUGUGGCCAAGCGGCUGGCCGAGGUGUUUGGGCUGGCUGUGUUCAUCUGGUUCUGCAGCGCGCAGUACGCGGCGCCGGUGCUGCAGAACUCGCUGGCCAAGAUCGCGUCGCUGGACCUGGCGGCCAUUGCCGAACGGCUGCUCAAGCUGUCGACCAUCUCGCUGGUCAUCUGGCUGGCCGGCUUCCUGGCCCUCUUCCAGUCGUUUCUCAACGCCCUGGCCGAGGUGACCCGCUUCGCCGACCGCGACUUUUACGAGGAUUGGUGGAACAGCGCCAGCCUCGGGGCCUAUUGGCGCACCUGGAACAAGCCGGUCACACAUUUCUUCCGCCGUCACGUCUACUCGCCGCUCAUCGGCCGCGGCUGGAGCCCCAUGGCCGCGUCAGUCAUGGUCUUUUUCGUCUCGGCCCUGCUGCACGAGCUGCUCGUCGGCGUGCCCACCCACAACAUCAUCGGCGUCGCCUUUCUUGGCAUGUUCCUGCAGCUGCCGCUCAUUGCCAUCACCGCCCCGCUCGAGCACAUGCACACGGCUGCUGGUCGCAUGCUCGGCAACUGCCUCUUCUGGGUCUCCUUCACCGUCCUGGGUCAGCCCUUUGCUGCCCUGAUGUACUUUUAUGCCUGGCAGGCCAAGUAUGGCAGCGUGAGCCGCAAGCUGGCGGCGCAGUGA
Messenger RNA from Grosmannia clavigera kw1407, 1731 nucleotides. RefSeq names its product membrane bound O-acyltransferase. The record is from RefSeq and is a predicted model, not a curated record. Gene Ontology annotation, molecular function: diacylglycerol O-acyltransferase activity. Bases 1 to 1731 code for a protein of 576 amino acids. Gene Ontology annotation, cellular component: endoplasmic reticulum membrane. The transcript is spliced from 3 exons. NCBI's taxonomy places the organism in Eukaryota, Fungi, Ascomycota, Sordariomycetes, Ophiostomatales, Ophiostomataceae. Gene Ontology annotation, biological process: triglyceride biosynthetic process.